CGCGCACCUGGCAGGUCUCGCGCCCAGGGCGGAAGAGGCACUCGGGCUGGAAGGCUCCUCGCGCAACUCGUUGUGCCCGGGACGACCAGCAUGUGAGGCACGCGCUCCGCUUGCCCCGAGAGGAGAGAGAGAGAGAGAGAGAGCGCGGGUCCCGCCGCCAUGGGGCUGCCUCUGCUGCUGGGGCUGCUGCUCGCCCGAGCUGGAGGCCUUGUUUUGUCCCUUGAACAGCCACACAACUGCAUCACUGCUGAGAACCUUUGCAUGACCGACCCUUCCUGCAAUGCCACCUAUCUCACCUUCCAGCAGUGUUCCCAGUCCCUUGCUAAGAGCAGCUAUGAAGCCAAGGACAAGUGCCUAGAGGCAAAAACCUUUAUUAGGAAUAGUUAUUUUCAGGAAUGCAAGUGUCCUCGGCGUACACGGAAAAAGGAGGAGCGCUGCCUGCGUAUCUACUGGACUAUUCAUCCUACUUUACCACAAGCUGACUUUCAUUUGGAGGUGUCUCCCUAUGAGGCUGCAGCAAGUGAAGAGUCUUCAAAGACCAAGUACAACAAGCUGGCAACCCAGGCCUCAGGUUCUCGUGUAUUUGGGGACAGCACAAACAUUUGCCUGGAAGCUGCUAAUGUUUGCCAACUGGACCACAAGUGUGUGCGCCAACGCACACACUAUGCACGGAUCUGUAGUGUAGAGGACCACCCUUGUGACCAGAGGAAAUGCCACCGAGGCCUGAGACAUUUCUUUGAGAGGGUUAGCAUGGAAAUCACCAAGCCACUGCUCUUCUGCCCAUGUCAAGAUGAUGUUUGUGGGAAGCGACGCUGGAACACCAUUGUUCCCGAGUGCUCUUUCCAGAGCAACAGCAAGCCAAACUGCCUCCUCCUGCUGGACUCCUGCCUCAAGAACCAUAUCUGCAAAUCUCGGCUGGUUGACUUCCAAGAACAAUGCAAGUCUUUAGACACAUCUUCAGAUGGCUGUUUCCGCCGCAACAAUCACGCUGCAUGCCUGGAGGCUUACAUGGGGAUGAUUGGUACACCCAUGACCCCCAAUUACAUCAACAAUUCCACGGCUGAUGUCACUCUCUGGUGCUCCUGCGAGAACAGUGGCAAUCAGAAGGAGGACUGUGAUCAAAUCCUUGAAUCCUUUGCUGACAACAGAUGUCUAAAAAGUGCAAUCCAGUCCCAGAUGGGUCUAAACCAGGUGAAUACAGACAUUGAGGACCAAUCGCAGUUCACACCCUCCCUAAACAUCCAGGGAGAUGGCACCAGCACAGUUUUCACCUCACAAAUGUAUCAGGGAUCAGAGGAAAAGAAGUUCCCAGUUCUUAAGGAUAACCAAUCCGAUUUGACUGGUUCUUCCAGAGAUUGUCGUUCUUCACUUAUUUUGACCUCAACACUGCUCCUUCUAUUACUUGGUCCAUCUUAGUUUAACAUAAUAUGAUGCUUUUUUCAUGUGUCGUCAUGGCAAGGGAAACUGGGCUCUUUCAUGCCAAAGAGGAUGGACCCCUGUCUGGAAGCCUCCUUUCAAUGGGCAGCCUUCAGCCAGAACUCUGACCUUUUCACUCGCUCUUCUAUUCAUCCUGGGAUUGAGGCUGGUUCCAGGGCCUGUGAUGAGAAAGAGGAGAAGAAGUAGGCGGGUGGAAGAUUUUGAAGACCUACUUUUUCAAAACUGACUUCGAAAUAAUCAUGCUUCAAAUGUAUUCCCAAGGAGUCUUGAGAAAGGAGAAUCUAGCAAAUUUUGCCCUAUUUCUGACUCUGGGAUUGCAGCAAUAUCUAUAUUGUUGCCCUUUGUUCUGGGUUUGGUGAUUAUGUUGAAUACAUGUCCGUUUUUUUAAAAAAAAACAUACAAAACAAAACUGUCCUAUGAUGCUGAACUGUAGUCUCUGCAACUGAUCCCUUUCUGCUGAAAUUGUCUUCAUCUUUUACUACUCACGAAAAACUUAAUGCAUCCAGGUUAGUUGGUUAAAUAACAUCAAUCCUCCUUUUCCAUUAUUGUAUGAACCGUCCAAGGCCGCUGUGGAAAUUGUCAUUUGGGCUUACAGCAAGAUUUUAAAAUCAAAAUUCCUUGGCUUCAACAAACUUUGUAUCAGAGGAAAGACAUUUUCCAGUCUGGACUGAUCUAGCAUAUACGUAAUCCUCUGUCUUUCUGUACAGUCUGUGGUACUGGACUUCUUAUCUGUGAUCUACUUGUUCUGGAUGUAAACAUUUGUGUGGCAUUAACUGCUGUUCUUCUCUGCUACAGUUAGUGGUAUAUUAAUUCUGAAGAUAUAUUAAAAACUAUUACAUGUGACCACUACUUGGUGGCUGGCUUAGGCUUGACUACUUUUUGGAAGUAGUAGCAAGCCAGUCCAGCCACUCGUCUGUGUAGUCAUUUGACAGCUGUGAAAGAUAGCCAUCCAUGUGUUUUGUUUCUUCAUGUUCCCUAGAAAAUGUGGUGUUGUUGUUGUCACAAGAGCUGAUUGUAAUACCUGCAAGGUAUCAAGGUGUCUCACAGGAGUGGGGAGCCUGUGCUCCUGCAGUCAUUAUUCAAUGAUAACUCCCAUCAGCCAUUACCCACACGAUGAGAGCCAUAGUUUCUCUGUUCUUGCUGGAUCAAAUAAUAAGGCUUCUGUGAUAAUACUUUUGCAAAUUAGUGUGCUUUACAUUUUUCUUGUCUGAAUAUUGAUCUCGAUCUUGCUCAGUGAAGGGUCAUGUAAUUGUUCAUCAGUAUAGAUACCUUAUUUCUAUAUGCAUUUACUGUAGACUCAGGGUAGGAUAGUGAAGUAUAAUUUGCACAGACCUGCCAACUCAGUCUUCAAUAGUUACUGUGUUUUUUCAUUAUUCCACAUCCUCUAAAAAGGUGGUUACGAAAGGAUUGAUUUCCAAACUUGUACACCUGUUAUACUUGUACAACUUGGAAGCAUGGCUUCUUAAAGCCUGCAAAAAGCAAGGAAUAUUACACAUUAAUAGUUUUUUCCCCCCCAAACAAUUGACUUUUGCCAUAUAAACCAACACAAGAUAGGGAUUGACCCAAGCAUUUGAAGAACUCUGUGGGACAGGACUAAAACCCAUGUGUACUGAGCGGGUUUUUUUUUUUUGGGAAGUUGAAAUUGUUUUCACCUUUCUAGGGCUGGUAAAUCCUGAGCUGAAAAACCAUGGUAAAAUGUAUCGUCGAAGGCUUUCAUGGCUGGAAUCACUAGGUUCUUGUGGGUUUUUUCGGGCUAUAGGGCCAUGU
Molecule: messenger RNA, 3204 nt
Organism: Anolis sagrei ordinatus
Lineage: Eukaryota; Metazoa; Chordata; Lepidosauria; Squamata; Anolidae
Gene: GFRA3
Product: GDNF family receptor alpha 3
Biological process (GO): nervous system development
Cellular component (GO): signaling receptor complex; external side of plasma membrane
Molecular function (GO): signaling receptor activity
Source: RefSeq, a predicted model, not a curated record